Messenger RNA from Geodia barretti, 2215 nucleotides. The record is from the annotation of a GenBank genome assembly. Lineage: Eukaryota; Metazoa; Porifera; Demospongiae; Tetractinellida; Geodiidae.
CUUUCGCUGGGGAAACGAUGGCUGCCUCUUGUACUGUCUUUCUCUUGGCUCUGGGAACGUUGACAGCUCUCCUCGGAUCUUAUCAUUCGGCUAAAGCUGCAUAUGAAGCCGGGCACCGACAUCCCACCGUUGCAAAAGAGUUCUUUGUGGACGGCACCAAGGGUAGUGAUAGUAACCCUGGAACAGAGAGUCUGCCUUUCAAGACUCUGACACACACCAGAGACACCAUAAGAGGUCUCAAGAGCAGCAGUGGGGGUGGUCUACCAGAGGGAGGAGUGAUUGUAUCUGUGAGAUCCGGAGACUAUUUGUUCACCGACGGCCCCCUGGUUCUGGAGCAGCAAGACUCAGGGCUGCCUGGAUCGCCAAUCAUAUAUCGCUCCUACCCAUCUGACCCAGUGGCGGCAAGACUGACAGCAGGGGUAACUAUCUCCCUGGACUCCACUGAGCCAGUCAGAGACCCCUCCCUCCUCACUCUUCUCCCUCCUCGUCUCAGGGAUGACAUCGUCCAGGUGGACCUGAAGAAACUUGGGAUCACAGAUUACGGUAAACUGGAGUCUGGCGAGCUCGGAAACUGUGCCAACAACAAACUGGAGUUGUUCUUCCCAGACAGAGCCAUGGUUCUAGCUCGCUACCCCAACAUCUCCCCAGCCGGUGUCUGGCAGUUCUUGCAGGUCGAGAAGGUAGUCAACUCCACCAGCUUUCAGUACUCUGACCAAAGGAUAUCUCAGUGGAAGAACACAUCAACCCUGUGGCUGCAUGGGUUCUGGAGCUACGACUGGGCAGACAACUAUGUGAGGGUAGAGAGUGUGGACAGGGCACAGUCAGUGCUUGUCACUGACCCUGCAACACCAAUACUCUAUGGUCUGAAGAGCCAUGCCAGGUACUACGCUCUGAACAUACUAGAAGAACUGGAUGACGGCAAUGAGGUAUUAUGGUAACGAAUAAUGACUUUCUGUGAUAAUUAUACACACCGUCCCCACAGUACUUUGUGGACAGAGGAUCUGGUAUAAUGUACCUUUUCAAACCUCCAGCCGAUGAAGUGGGUUGUGUAUCAGUAGGGGAGAGUGUGAUAACUAUGGACACAGUGUCUCAUAUGACAGUCACUGGAUUCAAAGUGGGCUGUACUCGCCAGACAGCCAUCACAGCCACUAGUGUGUCGUAUGUGGAGUUGGCCAACAUGAGUGUAGUACACAGUGGAGACAGAGGAGUCUAUCUCUCUGGUUACAACAGUACCGUCAGAAACAUUACGGUGGAGGGGAACGGUUGUGGUGGUAUUGGAAUGACCGGUGGGGACCAACUGAGUCUGACUCGAGGCAACAACCUCCUGACCCAGUGUCUGGUCACGGACUGGUCUCGCUGGAAGAGGACCUACCAGCCGGGCAUCUCCUGGGGAGGAGUCGGAAACAACUUCACCAACAACAGGCUCUCCAAUGCUCCACAUGCUGGGAUACUCGGUGGAGGAAACGACUGUCUGUUUGAGUUCAACUCUCUCUCUGACCUGUGCUACGAAGUGACGGACAGUGGUGCGUUCUACACCGGCCGCAGCUGGAUCGACCGUGGAAACGUCAUACGACACUCGACCUUCACCAACAUUGCAACCACGGAGAAGGUGUACCUGGGCUCACCAUCUGUUCAGGCCAUCUACUUGGAUGACCAGAUGAGUGGUUACAUGAUCUACAACAACACGUUCAUCAACUGUCAUGCGGGGUCGUUCAUAGGAGGUGGUCGGAGAAACCAAGUUCUCAAUAACACCUACUACAACUGCAGUCUAGCAGUACAUGUGGACAACAGGGGUAUGACCUGGCAGGCUGACGAGUGCAAGGAAGGAGGUCCGUUUGACCAGCAGCUCCAGUCGGUACACUACCAGUCUCCUCCCUGGUCGGUCCACUACCCUCAGCUGGUCCACAUAUUCCAAGACCACCCCUGUGUCCCUGUCUACAACACGGUGGAGGACAACCAGUACUGCCACGGGGAGUUCAUAGAUGUCACAGCAGAGGAGACAAGGGAGUGGCUGGACACGGUCGCCAACAAUACUAUACACUGUUGACUUCACCCCACCCAUUCUAUACCAGUUUUACCUUCCCCUCCCACUGCAUACAUUUUUGCUAUACUGUAUGGCAAGAUUUUUCUCUACCCAACCACAUGCACAUAUAUAUAUACAUUCUAUGUACCGUGCACAGAUGCCUUAUGACCUAACGCCUUCUUUCCCCUCCUG